Messenger RNA from Hippoglossus stenolepis (Pacific halibut), 6292 nucleotides. RefSeq names its product DENN/MADD domain containing 1A (gene dennd1a). Bases 121 to 3144 code for a protein of 1007 amino acids. NCBI's taxonomy places the organism in Eukaryota, Metazoa, Chordata, Actinopteri, Pleuronectiformes, Pleuronectidae. Gene Ontology annotation, cellular component: clathrin-coated vesicle; cytosol. Gene Ontology annotation, molecular function: phosphatidylinositol phosphate binding; guanyl-nucleotide exchange factor activity. The transcript is spliced from 23 exons. Gene Ontology annotation, biological process: endocytic recycling; endocytosis. The record is from RefSeq and is a predicted model, not a curated record.
CGUGUAGGCAAACCACAGUGUAGUACAGUUCUGUGACAGGCUAGCAUCAGAAAAUAUCUCCGGACAGACGCGUCUGCGCACUGAUAUCUGCUGCUAGCGACUGCAGGGCGACUCAGAAAGAUGGGGUCCCGAAUAAAGGAGAGCCCAGAGUCCACCUUUGAGGUGUAUCUAGAGGUAGCCCAUCCAGGCUCACACAGCUCAGGGCCAAAAGUGCGAAGGCAGUUCCCUGAGGUCUACACAGACCAGGAAACUCUUCAGACCUUGCCCAAGUUCUGCUUCCCCUUCAGCAUGGACAGCCCAACAGUCACCCAGGUUGGCCAGAACUUCACAUUUGUGUUGACUGACAUUGAGAGCAAACAGAGAUUUGGCUUCUGUCGACUGUCCUCAGGUGCACACACCUGCUACUGCAUUCUCAGCUACCUGCCCUGGUUUGAAGUGUUCUACAAACUACUGAAUAUCCUUGCAGAUUACACAAUCAAAGGCCAGGAAAGCCAAUGGCAAGAGCUCCUGGUAUCACUUCAUGUGCUACCCAUUCCUGAGCCAGGGGUCCCUGUUCAUCUCGGUGUGCAUUCCUUCUUUACUGUGCCUGACACGAGGGAACUCCCCAGCAUACCUGAGAAUAGAAACCUAACUGAGUACUUUGUAGCAGUAGAUGUCAAUAACAUGCUUCAUCUGUACGCUAGUAUGCUUUAUGAACGUCGAAUCCUCAUCUGCUGUAGCAAACUAAGCACUUUAACAGCUUGUGUCCAUGGGUCUGCAGCCAUGCUAUAUCCCAUGCACUGGCAACAUGUUUACAUUCCUGUCCUGCCUCAACAUCUCUUAGACUACUGCUGUGCCCCAAUGCCAUACCUCAUUGGAGUGCAUUCCAGCAUGAUGGAGAGAGUUCGAGGGUUGGCUCUGGAUGAUGUGGUGAUCCUAAAUGUAGACACAAACACAUUGGAAACUCCCUAUAAUGACCUGGAAAGCCUGCCCAAUGAUGUGGUUGUGUCUUUAAAAAGUCGUUUGAAGAAGGUUUCAACAACAACAGGGGAUGGAGUGGCUCUAGCCUUCCUCAAGAGUCAGGCAGCUCUGUUUGGCAGCUACAGAAACGCUCUGCACAUUGAGUUGGGAGAGCCAAUAACUUUCAAUGAAGAAACAUUUGUGAAUCAUCGUACCAGUGCCAUGAGACAGUUCCUUCAGAACGCUAUUCAGCUGCAGCUCUUCAAACAGUUCAUUGAUGGGCGUCUAGACUUGUUGAACUCAGGAGAGGGUUUCAGUGACAUCUUUGAGGAGGAGAUCAACUUGGGCGAAUAUGCAGGAAGUGACAAGACCUACCACCAGUGGCUGUUCACUGUAAAGAGAGGGGGUGGUGCUAUCUUCAAUACAGUGAAGACAAAGGCAAACCCAGCCAUGAGGACUGUUUACAAGUUUGCCAAAGACCAUGCAAAAAUGCGUAUUAAAGAAGUCAAGAGCCGGCUAAAGCAGAAAGAGCAGGCAGAAAAUGGGUUCUCUACAGGAGUGCCAUCAGUCAUCAAUGAUGAAAGCUCAACAAGCAUUGUCUCCUCCCCCAGUGGAGUCAGGACGGAGGGUGCACAGCGAACCUGGGAUGACCAGAGAGAAAUCACUGUGCACUUUGGACAGGCUCGACCACCUGUGUUGUUGAAAAGACCAAAAAGCAAUCUGAGUCUGGAAACCAGCCUUGAACACUCUAUCCGUCCUACUCGUCACUACACAGUGUUUCUCUCUGAAGAUUCAUCUGGAGAUGAGCUCCAGUACGACAAUGACUCCAUCUCUGGGUUUCCUGACAGCUUUCUCUUCUCUGUCCCUUUUGAGUGGUCACCUCUGCCACAGCCAUACCACUCCCUGAAGGACGUAGAGUUGAGAGAAGGUGGUGAUCCUAGUAUUGGGGCAGAGAGUCACACUGCUCCUCCCAGCCCAGUCAAUGAGAAGUUCUCCAAUGUCAACUUGCUUGGGGAUAUUUUCAGCUGCCAAGAUGAGCCUGACAUCCAACCAAUUACCUUGGCUAAAAGUCUUGAGGACCUGAGGACUCCCAAAGACCCUGGGGAGCUACAAGCUACAUUUACUUACCAGCGGAUGGACCUGUGUGUCGAUGAAAACUCUCAAACAUUUCCAGGCCUCAAGCUCUCUAAGCCUUAUAAUAAGCUAUGGAGUAUAGGGCCGUAUGAAUCGGCCUUGCCCAUUUGUGCACCUCCUACCUGUGAUGCAGGUGCAUUUAUACAACUUCCUGUGCAGACAGAAGCCCACUCCCCAAGCCAUGAAAGCUCUGCCCUGGGUUCUGACCCUUUCACGCCUUCCACCCCUGGCAACAUUACCAUCCCACGUCCCCAUGGAAGAAAGACACCGGAGCUUGGUACUGUCCUUGCACCCCCCAUGGCCCAGUCACGCUCUAAAGCAGCAGAAACUGGUGAAGGAAGGACUGCAUUUGGGGGGAAAGAGUUUAGGCAAGCUCUGAGCAUGACCACAGAUGGAGAACUGCUGAAAUCCACCAACAUAGCUGAGGGCAGUAUAGAUCUGAUAAGCCUGCUCGACCCCCUUAAUAGCUCAGCAAAUAUUGACUCCACUUCACUAAAUGAUGGGGGAUGCAUUGGCAUUUCGCCAUCUUCCUGCAAACCAACACUUCCACCAAGGUACACUUACCCACAGGGCUUACCUAUUUUCCCAAUGCAUCCUCACAUGUCACUUAACCCUUUUGUCCAGUCUCUGCAACCUACCUCCCCUCAAAUGCAUUAUUCACUGACUGCAAGAAGGAAUCCCUUCAGUACAGUGUGUGGGCCUCCAGUAGGCUCUUACUUACACUCUCCAACCCAGCCACAGUCCAUUUCCUCACUAUCAGGGCUUUACAGACAGCAUUCACCAGGCAGUUCAACUCUGCCACACAGCUAUGGACCGCUCCAGUCAACCUUCUCCUCCUCAGAAACCUCACUGCUUCACUCCUCUGCCAGCAAUCAUGCCCUUUCCAGCCUGGCAGACUCAAUGUCUGUCCCCAGUACAGCUAGGAACUUGGUGGUAAAGCCUCUUUCUGCAGAGGCAGACAGCCAGAAGACUCAGGAUCCUUUUGGAGACCUGAUGACUAUGGUCAAGCCAGCUACACCCCCAAAAAAGAAGGUGGAGGACCUUCGGAGGAGGUGGGAAACGUUUGACUAAUGUUUAAGGUGCCCUCUCUGUCACUACACAAACUUCCCUCACUAUUGGAUCCAGACCUUCUAUUGCAUUUACUGACACAUUAGCCAUAAUACACUCUGUUCUGCUUACGCAACUCACUAUCAUAGAAGAGUUAUAGCUUUACCUGGCAUGUAACACUUGCUGUGGAAUGCAACUUUAAAGUUCUGUAAGAAUUGUCCUAAUCCUCAAUUCUUAAAUGUUUGUUUUGUAUUCAAUGUGAACUCAUGCUGGGUAAAGAAAAAAAGAGUAGAUGACAUCAUAUGUGCGUUAUGCCAGUUUAACUUCAGGUUAAUUCACAAUUUAUGUACUUCAGCAAGUCAGAAAACAUUGUUUAUGAAUUGUAAAGUAGUGUCUACCAGAGAUGGUAAAUACAAUACUUAUAGGCAUCAAAAGCUAUAUGAAACUAGUCAGGAUUAAUUAAGGUAACUGUAACAUUGAAGGGAAAUUCAGGUAGUAAGUAGUUGCUGUUGCCAACUUUAUUAGACUGCUGUGGCAAGGGGAGACAGGGUGUAUAUGGCUCUUAUGAACAUGUAUGUUUUUUUUCCAGUGCAAUCUGAGUUGAUGGUGCCUGAACAUCUUUCUUCUGAUGCUGUCCAUUUGGCCAUGGCAACCAGAGAAGCAACACAGGAAAACUAUGUUAAUUUUAAUAUCUGAGUUACUGAAGAAGUGUAAAAAUUCUCAGGGUUCAUAAUGAAACUGUAGCGGGUCAAACACGGUCAAUACAUGGUCAUUCAAUGUCGUCCAAGACACGUUCACGUUGACACUGCUAAAGAAAUGUGGACACUUAUGUCCCAGUCCACCUCAAAAUGGUCUGAAUGAUAGGAUCUUGUUUCCGUUGUGUAUGUGAGCAUAUACUUGUCCUCAGUACAUCUUGGGUAUGUUUGCCUGUACUUAGAGCUCUCCAUUGUGAUCAGAUCACUCAGGACAGAUGUUAAUUCCAGGUCUAAAUGCGAUCUCUGUUUGCAGUCAGUCAGUAGAUGCUGUGUCAGAGCAACACCUUGGUGCAAUCCAUCUGAAGUAUAUCAGCAAUAUUUAAGCAACAGCCUUUGAAUUUGGAUUCUUUAAUUAUCUCUUAAUGUAGAAGUUUUACUUAUUAUUGGGAAGUCUGCCUUUACCUAUGUGAAAUUAAUAUUGUACCAACAAAAAAGGGAUUCAAGGGAAACUAUAGAUCCACUGGACAUGAUGCAAAUGACAACAGUUGCUCAUUAGUGCAGUUUUACCAUGUAAAAUGACUUUGUUAAAUGACUAAAUAUAGCAUACCAAAAUGAAAUGUCUUAGCACCGUCGUUGCAUAAUGUACAUUAAUUUGCCCCCAAUGAAUAAUAAAGGCAUAAUCUCAUACAGACCUCUUUGUCCUAUAUUAUGGUAAGUGGUCUGUAUUUAUUUAGUUCUUUUCUAGUUUUGCUGAACUCAAAGCAAUUUACAGUACAGUUUUCCCACCUUUUCACACACAAAUUUACACAAUGCAUCUAUGUGCAGCUCUCUUUAUCACCCAUCACUUGUACACUGCUGGCACAGCUGUCAGUGGCAUUUUGGGGUAGAAUAUUUUACCCAAGGACAUUUGGAAUGGGGGAGACAGGGAUCAAACUGCUGACCUUCUGGUUAGUGGAUAACUUGCUCUACCCCCUGAGCCACAGCUGCCCCCUGAUUAAUACGCCCCACUAUUAAAACAUCUUGCCAUUAAAUCAACCUUUACAUCUAGAAAAUUCACAGAAUCAGAUUCUUGACAAACUCUUCCAAAAUCUUAAAAUAGAUAAAAUCUUAGAUAAAACACAACACACACACACACACACACAGCUUUCCGCUCCACUAACAUUAACAGAAAAAAAAGAAAUGUGUGUCUGCUGAACACUGCUGAAUUUGGACAUUUUGUGUAGUUUCACUUUCCAGGCAUCCUACCAAGGAACUUGCACACAAAGAUAACCUUGCUUUAAGAUGUUCAGAUGCCAACACAAUUCAUUGCACAGCACCCUCCCAUGUCUUCUGUCUUUAAUGCAACCACUUUCGCAUAGUGCUUAAUAUAGUAUCAGUAUAGAUUUGUGAAUCAAAAUAGCACACAUUACCUACUGAGAUACACUCACAACAACAUUUGUCUUAUUGAUGUUGUACAAUUACCAUGUCUUAGUAAUCUGCUGUAGUCAUUUUACUUCUUAAUGGCAUUAGGAUACCGGUUCAAAAUGUGGUACAUCUCAUCUUAUGCAUUUAAUCACCUUUUGAUGUUUUGGUAAGUUUAUGCACAAUUCUGUUGUUUUUUGGCCUCCCUACAUUUUUACAAAGAAACAUUUUAAGAAGAUCUUCAAACCUACAAUUGACUGUAAUGUCUGCCAAAUUAUAAAAAAAAAAUAUUUACUUCUAAUUAAAUACAUGGGGACUUCAAAACACUUGUAUGUAUAUUGUGUUAUCUUUAAGGAUGCUUUCACCUAUGUUGCUGCUAAUAUAUGCACAUAUCUGCCUUAGUCAAUUCUUACUCUGUUUGCUGAUAAUGAUGGUUAAUGAGUUACAGACUUCUUACACAUUGUGAUGUCCAUUGUACAUAGAGUAGAAUUAGCGGUUCUCACAAUUUUGCCACCAGUUUCUAGUUCAGCUCAUUUUGACUUUAACAAGAGAAAUCAUGUAGCUGUCACACCUUGUCAACCUUUACUGGUUUCCAGAUGAUCUUGGGACGUCUAUGUGUGGUGAAUGCCAAAAAGUCUUAAUCACUUAUAAGGUUCUGUACAGGUAUACUUGCUGUUGUAUCAGUGUACAGAUGACAUCUAUUCUAAGACUGAUUAAAGAGUGAUGACUACUAUCCUAUUAGACCUAAGUUGCUUAAAAUAGAAAUCUUUAUCAUAAUAUAUCAGCUUAAAUUUUACAACCGACUUGACACAGUGCCUAUCAUUUCCCUGCUAUACUUAAUUCUUGUAAUGACAAUGCCCAUAAGUUUGAGUCCUGAGAUGGAAGUGCAUCCGGAAAGUUUUCAAACCCUUUACAAAUUUCCCCUCAUUUUGUUGUUCAGACUCGUCUUCAAAUGGAUUCACUUAAUUUUUUGUCUCAUCAAUCUACAACUGUGAUUCCACAAUGACAACGCAAAAACUGUUUUUUGGAGUGUUUUGUAAAUUUAUUAAAAAUAAAAGAGUGAAAUAUUCUAUUUA